Molecule: messenger RNA, 763 nt
Organism: Mesocricetus auratus (golden hamster)
Lineage: Eukaryota; Metazoa; Chordata; Mammalia; Rodentia; Cricetidae
Product: late cornified envelope protein 1C-like
Exons: 2
Coding region: 123-578 (151 amino acids)
Biological process (GO): epidermis development
Source: RefSeq, a predicted model, not a curated record
GGCAGAGCCAAAAGUUAGAAUAAAAGGACUGAGGGACAGAGCACCUCCAUUCACUCACCUCCUGAGGUACCAACAGACCUUGUGCUACCUGUCAUCUUGCUCCUGAGCACUCACCAGCUGAGAUGUCCUGCCAGCAGAGCCAGCAGCAGUGCCAGCCCCCUCCCAAGUGUCCUCCCAAGUGCCAGACACCAAAGUGCCCUCCCAAGUGCCAGACACCAAAGUGUCCUCCAAAAUGCCCCCCAAAAUGCCCUCCUAAGUGCCCCCCUGUGUCAUCCUGCUGCAGCCUGGGGUCUGGUGGCUGUGGCUCCAGCUCUGGUGGCUGCUGUGGCUCCAGCUCCGGGGGCUGCUGCAGCUCUGGGGGUGGCGGCUGCUGCCUGAGCCACCACAGGCCCCGCAGAUCUCUUCGUCGCCAUCGUCACAGCUCUGGAUGCUGUAGCAGUGGUGGCAGCAGUGGGUGCUGUGGUAGCAGCGGGGGUAGCAGUGGGUGCUGUGGCAGCAGCGGGGGCAGCAGUGGCUGCUGUGGCAGCAGCGGGGGCAGCAGCUGUGGUAGCAGUCAACAGUCUGGGGGUUGCUGUUGAUCUUUGUCAGGAGGACCUCAGACAAGCAGUGAAAAAGGAAACCUCCGGAGGAAGACUGCCUGCUCUCUCUUCCUCCUGUCGUGGGCCUAGAGAUGCUGAAAUUAUGUGGAAAAUUCUGAAUGCCCUAACAAGCAGGGUAACUCAUUUUCUGUAUUACAAAAUAAUAAAAUCUUCCUUGCAAUCUU